AUGUACCCCAACUACCAUCAGCAAUCUCACAACUCCCCACCUAUGACCGAUUCAGUCCACAAUCCGGCGGCAGGGACAUCCGGAUCGCAAUACCCUCUGGCCUGGAAUAACCAGAUGCAUAAUAAUGGGCAGUACGGUGGCCAGGACUAUGCCCAAUACGCAGCUAACCAGUAUUGGUCUGGUUACAUGAAUAACUUCAACGCGCCUGCAUACAAUCCUCCACCGUCAGACAUCCCCUUCGAGCAAAUCAAUGCAGAUAAUAUCAAAGUAACUCUGCAUGAUGCAAAACUGUGGAAUUCAUUUCAUGAAUUGGAUAAUGAGAUGGUCACUCUACCCACUGGACUAGUCAUUUUCCCAUGCCUCUCCUAUAUCAUCUCCGGACUUCCUCAGCUUGCAACCUAUAUUUUUGGUUUGAAACUCAGAAUAGUGAACAAGAAUACAUUGGAAUACAAAAGUGGCAAGUGGAAAGAGACCGGGAAAAGUGUGAAGGCAGAUUUGGAGAGUAAUGAGAUAUUCACCGAGUCACAAGAUGGAAAAAUUGUGUUCAAAAACGCAAAGAUUCAUACAAUCAGAAAAAAAGAUAAUGCGAAAAGAAAGGAAGAUGACAAAUCAACGAAAAGAAAGAGAAGAGCUCAGGUAGAUCUGAACGAGGAGAGUAGCAAUUCACUCCUUGUCUCAAGCCACUGCCGAUACAUCCCAGUGCUCUCCGUAUACUACAUGCCAUCACAACAAUCCACAGAAAGAAAACUUCUGAAGACAUUUGAGAUCGAUGAGACUCAGUUCGUUGCAUUGACAUCUUAUAAGAAUGAAGCAGUUAGGAAGAUGAAGACAAAUCUGAAUCCAUUUGCUAGACCAGAUUAUAAGAAGGAGAUUGCCAUGAAUUCGGACGAAUCAUUGGUGAAUUCUACAAUGGAUUCUGGGAUAUCGUCGAUGGAUAACACAAUGUCUUCUUCAGCUUCAAGUGAUAUGUCACCGAUUUCUUCGAAACGGACAAAAUCUGAUGUCAACUUUUGUCAUCCAGAUACUUCUCAAAACCAAUAUCAGUUCGAUGGAUCAAUCUGGAAUUCAUCGAUGAUUUCAGGACCGUCCUACUUUCCGAAGUCAAACGAGAACAGUUUCAUGAACUCUACAUCAUCAGUCAACGGAAGUUCUGCAAUCAUUCAAAAUACUGGAUUGCAUCCACUACAGGAACACUCGUGGCAACCAACACAUCCCUAUGCCCCGACUUCUCCAUGGACAUCAAUUGUCCCAGGACAACCGAUUCAACCAUGGAUGGAUAACAGUUCAAGUCUAGAUUUUGGACAGAAUAACAACUAUCAGUUUUGA
Molecule: messenger RNA, 1326 nt
Organism: Caenorhabditis remanei
Lineage: Eukaryota; Metazoa; Nematoda; Chromadorea; Rhabditida; Rhabditidae
Exons: 4
Coding region: 1-1326 (441 amino acids)
Biological process (GO): regulation of transcription by RNA polymerase II; cell fate specification; positive regulation of DNA-templated transcription
Cellular component (GO): nucleus
Molecular function (GO): DNA-binding transcription factor activity, RNA polymerase II-specific; RNA polymerase II cis-regulatory region sequence-specific DNA binding
Source: RefSeq, a predicted model, not a curated record